AUGGCUUCCGUCAAGUUCGAGAAAGAGACUGUGAGGGAUGGUCCCAUGCCCGGCGGGUCUUCCGUCAAGUUUGAGAAGGAGACUGUGAAGGGUGCUCCCAUCCCGGGUGGUCACAAACAUGAGGUCGCGCACGAGAUUGGCGAAAGAUUGACAGGCGGAGAGAGUACUCAAGGCUAUCUAGCCACAUAUCUAGACCAGCUCCAGAAGAACCCUCUCCGCACAAAGAUGCUCACAUCUGGCUCUCUGGCUGCUUUACAGGAGGCUCUUGCCUCAUACAUCGCCAGAGACCGAAGCAAGCAUGGCCAUUAUCGCGCCAUUGGGACAUUUCCUGAUCAAGAUACUGCAAAAGAUGUUCUCAGGCCGGACGAGCCUGAAGGCGAAGAUUAUGCAAAUCGUCGUCAGCAAUCUGAUUGUAGGCUCUUAUCCCCAUCCACAUUACGCUUGGUUAUGCUAACCAAACCACAGAUCGCACCUAUCCAGAAUUCUGUCUACCUCAUAUGCAUGGCCUUGAUCGCAGGGGCGCGCACAUUCCAUCAAAUUCGAGCGACCCUGAGAGCUGGCUUCAUGCCCGUGAUGAAGGUCACAUGGAUCACAUCACCCAUUGCUCUGGCCUUCGCGCAGAAGUUCCUUCCCGAGCACACCUGGGUGCCUUUCUUCAACUUCAUUGCUUUCAUUAUUGGUACAUGGAUCAACAGUCAGACAAAGAAGAAGCGCUUGCAAGCUUUGAGGGAAAAGGUGAAAAACCCUACUCACAACCAGUGGGGGUUCUAG
This is a messenger RNA of Bacidia gigantensis, 771 nucleotides long. RefSeq lists its product as uncharacterized. Gene Ontology annotation, cellular component: membrane; cytoplasm. The record is from RefSeq and is a predicted model, not a curated record. The coding region runs from base 1 to 771 and encodes 256 amino acids. The transcript is spliced from 3 exons. NCBI's taxonomy places the organism in Eukaryota, Fungi, Ascomycota, Lecanoromycetes, Lecanorales, Ramalinaceae.